CAAAUAUCUCAGAUGCCCCAUGGGUCCAUGCCGUAAGGUUUCGAGAAUGGCUGGAAUUUUCCAGCGCUGCAAAAGCCCAAGUAUUUCUUCGUUUGGUCGACCGUGUACGUCAAGUACUGAAUCCUUGCGUUCGAAGCUACCGUGGUACUGCCGCCCGUAGUCUAACUCAACAAUCGUCUCACUGAUGAUAACAUCUCCGAGUACAAUUUCGGACCCAUCUUUCUUGAAUGGGACCGCACCGCAAAUACCAACAAGCAAGUGCACGCCGAUUUUCCCGAAAUCAUACGAGUUAUCAUCCCCAGUACGAAGGCACGGAUGAGAUCCGUCAAGAGCUUAUUGCAAUAUUCAAAAGAUUAGCCUGCACAGGGAAUGUGAAGAUAUUUCUAUCAAGCAGGCCUUGGAAUAUCUUCCAAGACAGUUUCAGCGAUAUUCCUAAGAUACGACUGGAGGAUCUCACGCGAGACGAUAUCGACCUGUAUGUUCGGGCAAAUUUCCUCAACAAUCCACGAUUCCAAUAUCUGCUUCGUUGUGAUCAGAAGGCUGCAGAAGCGCUUAUAUUCGCGGUCACAGACAAGGCCGAGGGAGUUUUUUUAUGGGUACGGCUUGUGGUUCGCGAUUUGCUCAAAGCAAUGCGGGAUGGAGAUGGCAUUCGCACUUUGUACCGGAAGCUCGAAGAAAUACCCGCCGACUUGAAUGACUAUUUCAAACACUUGUUUUCCUCAAUUGACCCUCAGCACAUGCGAGAAGCGUCUAUCAUCCUGCAGACUGCAUUACAUGAAGAACACGACUUUGUCGCGCUACAUCCUCUCCGUUUACUUGACUUGUCGUUCACCGACGAAUCGAGCCCUGAUUUCGCACUAGCAGACUCCUUCAAGCAUGACAAAAUCUCCAUUAAUGACCGUGAAGCAUUGAGGUUUCGCCUAGACUCAACCAUUAGGCGGCUCAACAGUCGAUGCAUGGGCCUACUUGAAUGCACAUACAACCCUGACAGUUUCUUUGACUUAUUUGAUGAAGAGUCCACAGAAGAAUUCCAGGAUACUUCGCUCUAUCAAGGCCGGAAAUUUGAGCCGUCAAUAUACUCACAUGUCUUUGAUAGCCCCACUUUACUUCGCCCCUUCAUGCUUACAGUCGACUUUUUCCAUCGGUGUUGCCGGGACUUUCUCCUUUUCCCACACAUCCAGAGUCUACUCCACCAAUAUACUGGGGGCCGAUACGACGCGAGAAUGUUGAUCAUUAAUGCCAGGAUAUCACAGUUUCUAGCGCUACAAAAUAUCGAAUGCGGCCGCAGUAUCUCCUUAGGGAUAGCAAGCUAUCUUGUUAGUGCUCUUUCAGUUCCCGAAUGGAAAGAAGCAGCAGUAUCCAUCAGAGCUGCACGUAUACUCCAGCCAGCUAUCGAGGCCUUCUCAUGCUAUGAUGUAGCGUCUUCUCCGGGCUGGUACAUUGACUUCGUGCUGGCUAGUUGGCAGGAGGAAAAAAGCAAUUUUCUCACACUGGCAAUCGACUUCGACAUGCGGGCUUACUGCAUGGCAUAUCUCACUGAAGACCAAGUCCAAGCCAAAAAAGGUCGUCCGAUCUUAGAUUAUAUUCUCCGGCCAAGGUUCGCAACAGAACAAUUCCUAAAUAUCGGUAGCCAAGUCCCCAACAUCGACCUUCUGCACCGGGUUCUUACUUUUGGAGCGGACCCUAACGGUCUCUAUCAAGGCGUCUCUGUCUGGGCACUCUUUCUUUCCUCAGUAGCAGAAUGGUUGCAGAGGGGUUUUCAUACUUCCGCCACCAAUAAGGAAGCAUACCUUAUGGCGCUUAGGAUGAUGAUUAACAGAGGUGCUGCACUGGUUCUCCCGUGCUCCUGGGUUUUGAGCGAGGGCCGCUGCCGUUUACACCGUUAUGGAUUAUUUGAGAUUGGAUAUAAAAAGAAAGACCGUUGGCCAAAGGACAUUCCAACAAUUGAGCAGGCCGUGACUGGGCUAUCACAACCGAGUUAUGCUGUCACCGAUCUCCUUGCAACAUUUCAGGUCCACUUUGGACCGGAACUCAAUGGGCUGAUUGAACUCGCAAAGGCAGAUGGCUAUCAGCAUCUACUAUCUAAAUAAUGCUUGCUUUUGCAGCAAAAAAAAAAUAAAAACAUACAACAGCAGGGAUUCGCUGGUGGUCACCCACCCAACUACUAACCUGCCGGCGUGUGGCUUAAGUACGGCUGAGCGGACGGGAAGCCCUGUUUUCCACACCCUAUGGUCGUAUGUGCUAGUCAGCU
Paecilomyces variotii is the source of this 2251-nucleotide messenger RNA. RefSeq lists its product as hypothetical. The record is from RefSeq and is a predicted model, not a curated record. The coding region runs from base 228 to 2090 and encodes 620 amino acids. The transcript is spliced from 2 exons. NCBI's taxonomy places the organism in Eukaryota, Fungi, Ascomycota, Eurotiomycetes, Eurotiales, Thermoascaceae.